Melozone crissalis (California towhee) is the source of this 1819-nucleotide messenger RNA. It is a transcript of the gene TGDS, whose product is annotated as TDP-glucose 4,6-dehydratase. Bases 150 to 1223 code for a protein of 357 amino acids. Gene Ontology annotation, biological process: nucleotide-sugar metabolic process. Lineage: Eukaryota; Metazoa; Chordata; Aves; Passeriformes; Passerellidae. The record is from RefSeq and is a predicted model, not a curated record. The transcript has 12 exons. Gene Ontology annotation, molecular function: dTDP-glucose 4,6-dehydratase activity.
UUGGGGCCGCGCGGGGAGCGAGGAAGGCGAUCUUUCAAUGAGCCCCUUGCAGGCGCUGCGGCUCUGCCCGUGAAGCCCCCGGGCCCGUGCCGCUGACGCGCAGCCGUGGGGGACAGGGAGCGAGGGGCCGGUGCCGUAAAGCGCGGACGAUGUCGGGGCGGGCGGGCCCCGCGGCGCCGCCGCCGUUCGAGAAGCGAGUCCUGGUGACGGGCGGCGCCGGCUUCAUUGCUUCACAUGUAGUCGUCUCUCUUGUGAAAAACUAUCCAAACUAUCUGAUUAUAAAUCUGGAUAAGCUCGACUACUGUGCAAGCUUGAAGAAUCUUGAAACUGUCUCUGGGAAGGAGAACUACAAGUUUAUCCAGGGGGAUAUUUGUGAACCUGAUUUUAUAAAGCAGCUCUUUGAAACUGAGAAAAUAGAUAUAGUGCUUCAUUUUGCAGCCCAAACACAUGUAGAUCUUUCAUUUUGGCAUGCCCUGGAAUUCACCUACGUGAAUGUUUAUGGCACCAACGUGCUGGUUGCUGCUGCACAUGAAGCCAAUGUGGAGAAAUUUGUCUAUGUUAGUACAGAUGAAGUAUAUGGAGGUAGCACUGAUGAGGAAUUUGAUGAAUCCUCACCAAAACGUCCAACCAAUCCCUAUGCCUCCUCUAAAGCAGCUGCAGAGUGUUUUGUUCAGUCUUACUGGGAAAGGUACCAAUUCCCAGUUGUCAUCACACGGAGCAGUAAUGUUUAUGGACCCCAUCAGUAUCCAGAAAAGGUUAUUCCAAAGUUUAUAUCUUUGUUGCAACAGAACAGAAAAUGCUGUAUUCAUGGUUCUGGACUUCAGAGAAGGAAUUUCCUUUAUGCAACUGAUGUAGUAGAAGCAUUCCUUACUGUCCUGAAGGAGGGGAAGCCAGGUGAAAUUUAUAACAUUGGAACUAACUUUGAGAUGUCCAUUGCCCAGCUUGCUAAGGAGCUAAUUCAUUUAAUAAAGAAGACCAGUUCAGAGUCUGAAAUGGAACACUGGAUGGAUUAUGUCAAAGACAGGCCUACAAAUGACCUCAGAUAUCCAAUGAGUUCAGAAAAAAUGCACAACUUAGGCUGGAGACCCAAAGUGCCUUGGAAAGAAGGAAUAAUGAAAACAAUUGAAUGGUACAGAGACAAUUUCCACAACUGGAAAAACUCAGAGAAAGCUUUGGAGCCCUUUCCUGUGACAGACCCAUUUGCCCAGCUCAGUGGUCCAUAGCCUGGCACAGAACCUGAAGGAGUUUCUUCUACCUCAUAUGAUCUUUUCUUCAAAGCCUGCAAUCAAGUGGCCACACUGCACUCUUAAUGUAUUCAAGAUACAUGAACCAUGAUGAGUAAAGAACCACAGUGUGGCACAGCUUUGGAAUGGUUUCAGCACUUUAUAGGUUGAACCUCUUAGUUUCAGCUUUCGGUGCAAUACUCUAUUCUCACUAAGUAUUGAUUUUAAAAAACUGUAUGGAGUGAAGAAUAUUUAUAAUGUUAUAAACUAAUGUACUGAAGUAAAAUCUGCCUUUUUAAGAAUAAUUAACUGUGAUUGCAGCUUUUGAGACUUGGAGUUAAAUUUGUUUUAGUACUGGAAUUAUUCAUCUGUAUUAGUUUGUUUUUACAGUGUAAUAUAUAUAAUUUUUGUCACUUCGAAGAAUUGGGUUUUAUUUUUAAUCAAGGGGAGAAAUUACCUAUUUUUUGGAGACUAUGAAUUGACAGAAGCUGGACACAGCACCUGUAUGGUUCCGUCCAUUUCUCUGCUGGUGCACUUUUAGCUUUUGUAGUUGACUGAGUACACUUACCUACACUAUAACUUUAAAUGCCCCUUUU